This is a messenger RNA of Trametes versicolor FP-101664 SS1, 1091 nucleotides long. RefSeq lists its product as uncharacterized. Lineage: Eukaryota; Fungi; Basidiomycota; Agaricomycetes; Polyporales; Polyporaceae. The coding region runs from base 115 to 1083 and encodes 322 amino acids. The record is from RefSeq and is a predicted model, not a curated record. The transcript is spliced from 5 exons.
AAGCUAGUGGGGUCGCGGGUUCGACAGAUACCUCCCACACGGUCUGCUAAACCACGACACCUAUAACUUGGGGCCCCGUCAAGGCCUUCCCCCCCCUACCCGCACCCUCGAGACAUGUCCGCACUGUUCCAAAACUCGUACUAUGUCGUGAACAACAUCAACGCCAUCCUCUAUGGCAUUGAGCUCGUGGUGUACUUCAUGAUCGUCCGCCACGUCGUGCGGAACAGGCAGCGCACGCGCGCGGACAGGUUCCUCAUCGCCUUCAGCACCGUCCUGCUGGCGCUCAACACGAUCUACUGGACGACGCAGGCGUAUUUCGGAGAGCAGAUGUGGAUCGUACAUGCGGACUACCCCGGGGGCAUGGACGCGUAUCUCGCCGCCAACGUCGCGGUGUGGUACCAGACAUGGGGCACCGCCGCAGUCACAAUCAGCAACCUCAUGGCGGAUGCGCUGAUGAUGUACCGCGUAUAUGUUAUAUGGAACAACGCGUCCGUGGUCGUGGUCCCAGCGCUGAUUUGGCUCGGCUCUCUCGGAAGUGGCAUCGGGCUGCUGAUCGAGUCCGGCCGACCGAACGGCAACUACUACGCGGGGACGGCGACGAAAUUCGGGACCGCGUGGAACGUGCUCGUGUUCUCGUUCAACGUGAUCACGACGUCCCUCAUCUGCGGGCGCAUCCUCUACAUCGGACGGCGAGUGAGCGUGACCAGGGAGGGCACUCAGGCGUAUACCGGUGCCAUCGCCAUCAUCGUCGAGUCCGCGCUGCCGUUCACGCUCGGAAGCAUGGCGUAUGUCAUCGCAUACGGUAUUGGAAGCGACCUCGCGGUCGCGUUUUCAUGCUAUGCGAUGUUCACGGCCAUCUCGCCCCAGCUCAUCGCGCUGCGGGUACUCGAGCGGCGCGCAUGGCGGAAGGAGUCCACAUCGGCCUUCCUCACAACCAUCAACUUCUCGGACCGCACAGCGGCGACCACCACGCGCGGUGGCAGCUUAAAUGCCGACUAUGAGCUGGACAAGAGGAAGGACGUGAGCUCGUCCAUGAACCUGUCGACCGUGCAAGCCGAGAACGCUGCUGAUUACGCUGUAUGAUAUACCCC